Molecule: messenger RNA, 1990 nt
Organism: Cornus florida
Lineage: Eukaryota; Viridiplantae; Streptophyta; Magnoliopsida; Cornales; Cornaceae
Product: zinc finger CCCH domain-containing protein 49-like
Exons: 5
Coding region: 485-1825 (446 amino acids)
Cellular component (GO): U2-type catalytic step 2 spliceosome; U2-type catalytic step 1 spliceosome; Prp19 complex
Molecular function (GO): metal ion binding; pre-mRNA binding; U6 snRNA binding
Source: RefSeq, a predicted model, not a curated record
AAUAUUCCUACGCAAUUGUGUGUUGCGUUUUGGCACUGGAGACUCUUCAGCCCUAUUUUCCAAACACAGCCAAAAGAUAAACCGACCCGAUAUUCCUAAUUCUGUGUGUUGCGUUUAGGCAUUGGGGACGACACUGAGAGAGUGAAUUGGCUCAAGACGGAAAAUUAUGGCACAUAGGUUAUUGAGAAAUGUGGAAGCCGAUGGUUGGGAACGCUCGGACUUCCCAAUCAUAUGCGAGUCGUGUCUCGGAGACAACCCCUACGUUCGAAUGGCUGCAGCUGUGGUCGACCUUAUAUAUUCUUGUGAUUGGUUCAAAAGGAGUGUAUUGUGUCAAUCCCUGGAAAUUUGCAGAGUUUCGAACACGUAUUUGCGGCACAGAUUUUUAAUCAGAGGACACACUGUUUAAAAUUUCUUCUGUCCACGGAUCUCAGCCUUAACUGUAUUUAUAGUUGUACACUUUUACUGCUAUCCUAGCCUCUUGCAGAUGUUAAAGAAGACAAAAGCAGAUUAUGAUAAAGAGUGCAAGAUUUGCACACGGCCGUUCACAGUUUUCAGAUGGAGGCCUGGUCGUGAUGCAAGACAUAAAAAAUCUGAGGUUUGCCAGACUUGCAGUAAGUUGAAAAAUGUUUGUCAAGUUUGUCUUUUGGAUCUCGAAUAUGGAUUGCCAGUUCAGGUUCGGGACACUGCUCUCAACGUCAAUUCGAAUGAAGCAAUUCCAAAGAGUGAUGUAAACAGGGAAUUCUUUGCAGAGGAGCAUGAUCGCAAGGCUAGAGCUGGUAUAGACUAUGAAUCUUCAUAUGGAAAGGUACGCUCAAACGAUACUAUUCUGAAGCUUCAGAGGACAACACCAUAUUACAAGAGAAACCGAGCACAUGUUUGCAGCUUCUACGUACGGGGUGAAUGCACAAGAGGUGCUGAGUGCCCUUAUCGGCAUGAAAUGCCCUUAACUGGGGAGUUGUCCCAACAAAAUAUUAAAGAUCGUUACUAUGGAGUGAAUGAUCCGGUGGCAUUGAAGCUACUAAACAAGGCAGGUGAAAUGCCUUCACUGGAACCCCCCGAGGAUGGGAGCAUUAAAACCCUUUAUGUGGGUGGGCUUGACGCAAGAAUCACUGAGCAGGACCUGAGGGAUCACUUCUACGCCCAUGGUGAAAUUGAGUCCGUAAGGAUGGUGCUGCAACGAGCUUGCGCUUUUGUAACCUACACGACAAGAGAAGGGGCAGAGAAAGCAGCUGAAGAACUCUCAAACAAGCUGGUUAUAAAGGGGCUGAGGCUGAAGCUGAUGUGGGGUAGACCGCAAGCACCAAAACCGGAGGCUGAUGGCUCAGACGAAGCAAGACAGCAGGCAGCAGUUGCACAUAGUGGGAUGUUGCCGAGAGCAGUUAUAUCCCAGCAGCAGAACCAACCACUUCAACCACCUGGCACUCAGGACCAACCCCCAGCAGUGCACUACUUUAAUAUUCCACCACCCCCACAGCAGGAGAGGACAUUUUACCCGUCGAUGGAUCCUCAAAGAAUGGGUGCCCUUAUUCCAUCUCAAGAAGGCACUUCUAGUGGGCCCACGGGGUCAGGUGAGAACAAAACCAGCACAGAGCAGCAGCAACCAGGGCAGCAAUAUGCCUUUAAAUCUCAAGGUCUCUUUCACCAGCCCUUUUAUCCACCAUUCGGGUAUAUUCCACCUCCACAUCCACAGUAUCAGCAAUACCCUCCACUUUAUCACUCUACAAUGCCCUCAGGGACACUGCCGCCACCGCUGCCGCCACCACCACCACCACCAGUGAUUCAGCAGUAUCAGAAUAACACACCGUCAGGGUCGUCACAACAGUGAUACAUACGGUCUUGUCAUAUCGCAGUCUUCUAACUGGCAUGUACUGAUUCAUUUUGUUUGAAGUCAUUAUAGUGUGUUUAAAAGAUCUUCUUUGCUUCUGUUUGUCUGCAAAUACCCUGGAGCUUAAUCUUAUAAUAUAAUGUUUGGCUUUUGUGCAUUUUAUGA